Molecule: messenger RNA, 1807 nt
Organism: Nicotiana tabacum (common tobacco)
Lineage: Eukaryota; Viridiplantae; Streptophyta; Magnoliopsida; Solanales; Solanaceae
Product: actin-100-like
Source: RefSeq, a predicted model, not a curated record
AUUUUCUGUAAAGGCAGGAUAAUUUUUCCAACGUUUUCUAAUUCGUUACUGAACUAGCAAAGCAAUGGGUUCGUAUCCAUAAAAGAAGGAGAAUUAGUAUUUCUGAAAAUCCAUAUGAUGGGCUUCUUAAUUGCAUGAUGAGAUAUCUUCAAAUUGCUCUUUCAUUUGCUCUCGUUGUUUCCUCUGCCUUUAAAGAUAGAGAGUCAGAGAGGAGGUUCAUGUGCUCAUAGCUGGUGGUUUAUACUAGAAAUUGGAAAAUCUAUCUCAUGACCUUGAGCUUGAAAGGAGAUAAAAAGGAGAAUCAAACUAUAUAUUAAGGAAGAAAUUCCUCACAGACUGAGAACAAGUAUUUGAAGUCUCUUACAAGAUGGCUCAUUGGAAGGACGAUCAACCGCUUGUUAUCUACAACGCAACUGGACGGUGCAUGGCCGGCUUUGCUGGGGAUGAUUCUCCAAAGGCUGUUUUCAAAACUAUAGUUGGUCGUCCUCGUCACACUGGCGUCAUGGUUGGAAUGGGACACAAAGAUGUCUAUGUUGGUGAUGAAGCUCACUUUAAAAGAGGUAUAUUGACUCUGAAAUAUCCCAUUGAACAUGGUAUCGUAAGGGGCUGGGAUGAUAUGGAGCAAAUCUGGCACCAUACAUUUUACAAUGAGCUCCGUAUUGCUCCUGAGGAGCAUCCCGUUCUUCUGACUGAGGCACCACAUAACCCCAAGGUUAACCGAGAGAAAAUGACUCAAAUCAUUUUUGAGACAUUCAAUGUGCCAGCCAUGUAUGUCGCAGUCCAGGCUCUUCUUUCUCUAUAUGCUAAUGGUCGUAUUACUGGUAUUGUUCUUAACUCUGGUACUAGUAUAAGCCAAACUGUCCCAAUAUAUGAGGGACAUGCACUUCCGCAUGCUAUCUCGCGGUUAAAUCUUGGUGGCCGUCAUCUUACAGAGUAUCUAUGGAAGAUUCUCUCGGAGAGUGGUUUUCCAUUUAAAUCAAGUUUCAUUGAUAGUUCUCAUAUGAAGAAGACGAUUGCUUAUGUUGCACUGGAUUUUGAACAAGAGAUUGAAAAGGCAAAAAAAAGCUCAAAAUCAGUUGAGAAGGGCUAUGAGCUUCCUGAUAGACAAGUCAUUAAUAUUGGUGCAGCAAGAUUCCGUUGUCCUGAAGUCCUCUUCCAACCAUCGUUGAUUGAAAUGGAAGCAACAGGAAUUCAUGAAAAAAUCUACAAUUCAAUCAUGAGAUGCGAUAUUGAUAUUAGGAAAGAUUUAUUUUCAAACAUUGUGCUUAGUGGUGGCUCAACUAUGUUUCCUGGCGUAGCACAACGUAUUAGCAAAGAAAUCACUUCUCUUGCUCCAAGCAGCACGAAGAUUGAGGUGGUUGCACCACCUGAGAGGAAGUACAACGCUUGGAUAGGAGGAUCAAUUCUAGCUUCCCUCAGUACUUUCAAAAAAAUGUGGAUAACAAAGGCCGAGUAUGAUGAAAUUGGUCCCUCUAUUGUCCACAGGAAGUGUUUCUAAUUUGGUGAUAUGAAUAUGAAUGCCAAAAUAGUUUGAAAAUCCAAAGGACUGAAGAAGCAUUUUUGUCCAACCUUGGCAAGAAAUGAAGUGACCGUUGAGCAAGGCAGUCCAUCAACUGCAAUGUUACUGCACACAUAGCUAACAAAAAGCAAGCUCUCUUUCUAGUUCAAAUUCUUGUUACUUUUAUAUUGUUCCUUAGGUACCUGCAACCAGACGGGCCUAAGUGGGUCCCGGGUUAAGUGGGCCGGUCCCGGGCCUAAGUAGGCAUAAACGGGCCUAAGCGGGCCCAACAGAUACUUUCUAUUUUAA